CUGUAUUUUGGAAAUAAUAACAGCUGCAAAGUUGAUUGAUUGCUGUAGUCAAUAAUUUAAGCUUAAUUCCUUAUUUGUAAAAUAAAAUAUGAAAAAAUUUAUAAUUGUGCUAUUGGCCGUUUUGGCCUUUGUGGCUGCUAGUGACGUAGACAGUUUCACUGAGAACGACUGGAAGAACUUCUUGGAAGAUAGAUCUAUUAGCGCCAGUGAUCGUGGUUUGAUUCUGAACGGUCAAGCCAAGAAAGCAGUUAACAAUCUGUUAGAACAAUUACCAUGCGGUUUUCCCGAAUAUGGCAUUCCUCCAUUGGCACCAUACACCAAUCCUGAUUUGGAAAUUCAUUUAGCCAGAUCCGUUGUUGAUUCUUUAUUACAAUUCCUACGUUUCCGUUUCGAUGGUUUGGAUAAUAUGAUUAUUAAGAAAUUGAAAGUCAGCUACACUUUCAAUAAGAAAGUAAAGUUCCAUUUUAUAUUCCCAGAAUUGAAGGCAAAAUCUCAAACUUUAAACACUGAUACUCUUGUUGAUAUGAUGAAGAAAUUGGGUCUUUCUGUGCGCUAUGAGGGUUCUGGUCCUAUGGAAUUCGCUUUAAGAAAUCUAUCAAUUGAGGGUCAAUUCAAAUAUAAAAUGCCCUUCAUUUUUGGUUCAAUUAAAAUUUAUAAAUUCGAAGCUACUGUUACCUUGGGUGGUGUAGAUUCUAAUAUCGGAGGUAUUUUGGGUAAUGGAAGCAUUAAUGAAUUGAUUAAUGAUGAAAUUGAAAGUGCCAUUCCCGCUUUCAUCAAUGGUAAUCAAAAGGAGAUUAGCGCCAUGAUUGAAGAGAUAUUUGUACCAACUGUUAAUGCUAAAUUGAAGGGCAAGAAAAUCUGGUAUUUGUUGGGUCAAUUGGGUAACUCAAACAAAAAAUGCAUUCCACCACCAGAACCUUGGUAAAUUGUAAUGUUUUAUUUUUAAUAUUACUUUUGUCAAACUUUUUGAAAUAAACGCUAUUGUUUUGGAUUA
Messenger RNA from Teleopsis dalmanni, 994 nucleotides. RefSeq lists its product as uncharacterized. The transcript has 3 exons. Lineage: Eukaryota; Metazoa; Arthropoda; Insecta; Diptera; Diopsidae. The record is from RefSeq and is a predicted model, not a curated record. The coding region runs from base 89 to 925 and encodes 278 amino acids.